CCAUUUUUACAGUCUUCUUCCUCAGCUUGGCUAGGGUUUUUCCACCUGAAACUAAAACCCCCAAAUCACAGUGUAAGAAGGAAACCAUCACAAUGGCGUCGUUUAUGCAGAAUCUCGCGAGAACGAAGAACAUUGGAAAAAGGUCUAAAAAAAAGUAUUUGGAAGAUGCACUUUACAAAAAUCUGUUCAAGGAAGGAGGCGAAGAGAAUCAUGUUAGGAAAAAUCUGAAUCAAUUUUUGAAAUCACACAAAAGUGCUUUCAAAUGGGAAGUUGGAAAAUCCCUCAAAGUAUUACGCCAACGCAAGCUUUACGCUCCAGCACUCAAGUUAUCAGAAACAAUGGAAAAAAGGGGCAUGAACAAGACCGUUAGUGAUCAAGCUAUACAUAUAGAUAUUGUUGCCAAGAGUAAAGGGAUUGAAGCAGGAGAGAGCUAUUUUUUGAAUCUCCCAGAGACAUCGAAAGAUCUUCUUACUUAUUGUGCCCUUCUGAACUGCUACUGCAAAGAAUUAAUGACUGAAAAAGCUGAGGCUUUGAUGGAGAAAGUGAAAGAACUUAACUUAAGUUUAAGCUCCAUGCCUUACAACAGCUUGAUGACUCUUUACACAAAAACUGGGCACCCAGAAAAAAUUCCCGCCAUUAUCCAAGAAAUGAAGGCCAAUGAUGUUAUGCCAGAUUGUUAUACCUACAACGUCUGGAUGAGGGCUCUUUCUUCUGUGAAUGAUAUUUCUGGGGUUGAGAGGGUUAUUGAUGAAAUGAAGAGGGAUGGCCGUGUUGCUGAAGAUUGGACUACUUAUAGUAAUUUGGCAUCGAUCUAUGCAGAUGCUGGCUUAACUGAUAAAGCAGUGAAGGCACUCAAGGAACUGGAGAAGAAAAAUGCAUGCCGCAAUAUUACUGCUUAUCAGUUUCUGAUCACAUUGUAUGGUCGUGUUGGAAAUUUGCUUGAAGUAUAUCGGGUAUGGCGUUCUUUGAGGCUUGCUUUUCCCAGAACAGCAAACAUAAGCUAUCUUAACAUGAUCCAAGUUUUAGUUAACUUGAAUGACAUACCGGGUGCUGAGAAAUGUUUCAAGGAAUGGGAGUCUGGAUGCCCAACUUAUGACAUACGUAUAGCAAAUGUUCUUAUAGGAGUUUACACGAAACAAAGUUCCCUGGAGAAAGCUGAACAGCUCAAGGAACGGGCACGAAGGAGUGGAGCUAAGCCCAAUGCUAAGACAUGGGAGAUCUUCAUGGACUAUUAUCUGCAAAAUGGGGAUAUCAAAUCAGCAAUUGAUUGUGUUGACAAAGCAGUUUCAAUUGGAAGGGGUGAUGGUAGCAAGUGGUUUCCAUCAUCUGCCAUCAUAACAAAAUUCAUGAGUCAUUUUGAACAAAAUAAAGAUGUCGCUGGUGCAGAACACUUUGUGGAAAUUUUGAAGAAGGCUAAGGAUGAGUUGGGGGUUGACAUAUUUGAAUCUUUGUUACGAACUUAUAUAGCUUCUGAAAAAACAAGUCCUAUCAUGCGUCGGCGUAUUAAAAUGGAAAACAUAGAGCUGACUGAUGAAGGUAAAAGAUUGCUGGAUGCCGUUUCCGUGGAGUGAGAUCAUUUAUAAAGUAAUUGACAUGCCUUGAGCUUUCACAAACUGAAACACGGAGAUGUGAGUUUUCAGCAUGUUGUUGCAAUUGAGAUUUUU
This is a messenger RNA of Solanum stenotomum, 1664 nucleotides long. Its product is annotated as pentatricopeptide repeat-containing protein At1g60770. Gene Ontology annotation, molecular function: protein binding. The record is from RefSeq and is a predicted model, not a curated record. Bases 93 to 1571 code for a protein of 492 amino acids. Lineage: Eukaryota; Viridiplantae; Streptophyta; Magnoliopsida; Solanales; Solanaceae. The transcript has 2 exons. Gene Ontology annotation, cellular component: mitochondrion.